Molecule: messenger RNA, 575 nt
Organism: Monopterus albus (swamp eel)
Lineage: Eukaryota; Metazoa; Chordata; Actinopteri; Synbranchiformes; Synbranchidae
Product: protein transport protein Sec24D-like
Exons: 4
Coding region: 60-560 (166 amino acids)
Source: RefSeq, a predicted model, not a curated record
AGAGGUACCCAUCUCCACCAGCUGUAUAUGGACAACCUACACAGUCACCAUACAACAGCAUGGCCUCACGUGGCCCACCUCCAUCGCAGCAGCUCACCAAUGAGAUGAGCGCCUUGAACCUGGGCAACUAUGGCCCAGGUCCCAUGCAGAGCCCUCCUCCUCCAAUAAGCUCUGUGGCCCACCAGCCUUUCCAAACACCCCCUCCUCCAGCAAUGGGCCAGCCACAGAUGCUUCCAGGCUCGCAGUCACUCAACAUGUCACCCCAGAUGUCUUCAUCACAGUCACCCCAGGCAAGCAUGUCAAUGACAAGUCCACAAAUGCCUGGGCCACCGAUGGCAGGUGUGGGUAGACCCUUCCCUGGGCCCCCACCUCCAGGCCCUGGAGGUUUCCAACAGCCUGGUCCACCAGGAUACCCACAGCAAGCAGGUCAGUUUGGGGGACACAUGGCUGGGCCCCAGCCUGGCAUGCCCGGGGCCUUCCCUGGAGCCCCAGGUUCACUGGCUGGUCCACCUCAGAAGAAACUGGACCCUGAUUCUAUCCCAAGCAUAGUGAGUAGAUAACCAAUCCUCUUGAGG